CUGAGCCCCGGGGGGUUUCACGUCAUAGACGUCAGGCUCCGCACAUGGAGAGAAAUUGAGGUCCGACCAGCCCAGAUAGGAUCACUCAUUCCUCCUCCCUCGAAGAGUUACGACCUGCCGUGCCUCCUCCGCGGACGACUGUUGGUCUCUCUGGGUCUGCUGGAGGAGUUACCACCACGGGGCACCACCAAUUCUCCCCCUCUCUCUCUCUCUCUCUCUCUCUCUCUCCCCCGAGUCUUUGGUUGUAACUCCCGUCAGCUUUCUGGAUUUAUAGUCGGCACUUGACGUGAGAAAGACAUGGAGAAAAUGGCCAGACAACUGUCCCCCUCCAACGGCGUCCUGAAGUCCUUGCUGGAGAACCCGCUCAAGCUGCCCUUCCAGCACGACGGAGGGCUCUGCAAGGAUAAGGAAAAGGAGAAGAAACUUGAGGAUGAGGGCGGUGCCGGCCCCCAGUCGGCCUUCCUGGGGCCCACGCUGUGGGACAAGACGCUGCCGUAUGACGGGGACAACUUCCAGCUGGAGUACAUGGACCUGGAGGAGUUCCUGUCGGAGAACGGUAUCCCCGCCAGCUCAGCGCAGCACGCAGAGCAGCAGGGGGGCCCAGGGGCCACCCCGGGGCCCCAGCGGCCCCCCUCCUCUCCCUCUCCCUCCCCCUCCUCCUCCUCCUCCCCCUCAGUGAGGGCCACCAUCCCCAGUCUGCCCGGGCGCCCGAGGCCCCAGGAACACAUGCAGAAGAGCAGCAUAGCAGAUCUGGCCCCGUCCCGGGACACCCCCAGCCCCAUCGACCCGGAGUCCAUCCGGGUCCCGGUCGGGUACAACCCGGACCCCGCCGACCUGGCCCUCUCCAGCGUCCCGGGUCAGGAAGUGUUCGACCCCCGCAAGAGGAAGUUCUCGGCGGAGGAGCUGAAGCCCCAGCCCAUGAUCAAGAAGGCCCGCAAGAUCUUCAUCCCUGAGGACCUGAAGGACGACCGGUACUGGGCGCGGCGGAGGAAGAACAACGUGGCGGCCAAGCGGUCCCGUGACGCGCGGCGGCUGAAGGAGAACCAGAUCGCCAUCAGAGCCAGCUUCCUGGAGAAGGAGAACGGGGCGCUGCGGCGCGAGGUGGCCGACCUCCGCAAGGAGCUGGGGAGGUGCACCUCCGUGGUGGCCCAGUACCAGGACCGCCACGGGCCCCUGUGAAGGGACCCACAACCAGCGGGGGGCCCCCCACACACACACACACAGACUGAACGCACACAUGCACACACUGAACACUCACACUGAACACACACACACACAACCACUGAAUACACACACACAACCACUGAAUACACACACACACACACACCCUGAAAACAUCAAAAACACAAACAAACAUGCUCCCUGAACACACACACAAACACACAUUGAGCACAGACACACACACACACACACAAAAACACAAAGACACACACAUGCUGCCUGAACACACCACACACACACACACACACACACACACACACACACACACCCUGAACACACACACGCACACACACACACAUAUGCUCCCUCAAACCACACACACCUGACGUGAUGUUUAGAAGGACAACAUCUGUCAAUGUCUCUUUUGGUGGAACUUUUGACAAUUUGACCCCCACCCUGAACCAGACACACACACGUGCACACACGCAUGCCAUCCUGUGAUUUUCCACCCCGGACUCUGGUUUGUAUCCACGUGCCCCCCCUCACAACCCCUACUCUACGAGGAGCUGUUACUGAGCCGCACACCAGACCACACCCCACUACCCACAACCCCCUUCUCCUUCUGUUUGAAAUGUUUAAACCACGGCGAGGCCGUUUCUGUCCAUGUCACUUUGUACCUGAGGAGGAUGGAGCUGUCGUACUGUGUCCCUCCACCUCCUCCACCUCCUCCUCCUCCUCCUCCGCCUCCUACUCCUCCUCCUCCUCCUCCUCCGCCUCCUCCUCCUCCUCCUCCUCCUCCUCCUCCUCCUCCGCCUCCUCCGCCUCCUCCUCCUCCUCCUCCUCCUUCGGUUGCCGGGUUCCUGCUCUUUGUAUGUUUAUAAUCUCUCCUGGAUUAUAUGUAAUUGCAAUUGUUCACUUAAGACGCAUCACAUUGGAGUCAACCCCGUGGUUGCAUGGGUACAUGUUACCAUGGUUACUGCCGGGUGAAGACGGUUGGCAAGAACCGGCUCCCAAUACGGUUGGUAAGGAUGUUCAGCACCAUGGGAAAAUACAAUCAAUAGGUCCUGCUCUUUUUCUGCACCACAACGCAUUCCCCCAUCCCGACAAUCUCCUCUGCCUCCUUCUCUUCCUCACAAGUUAUCCCUAAUUUUCUCAAAUGGAAGAUUGUUUGUUUUGGUGGUUGUUGUUCUUUCUGGUAAAUAUCCCCUUGUUAUAAUUGUUAUUAUGUUAGCAUUUCUUACAUGUCCUCCAUCUUGAUUAGGAAGAGAUCAACUUUGCCAAAGUUGUUCUGAGAUAUUUUAUUCCUUUAUAUGUAUACAUAUAUUAUAUAUAUAUGUAUAAAUAUAGUUUUUAUGUUUUUUCUUUGUUGUAAGCAUGAUUCAUAUGUUUGUGUGACCGAUAAGUGCAGGAGUCUGUGGUGUGUUAGCUGGGUAAGCCUGUGUAGCAUUGUUAGCGUACGCAACAGGUGUCUGUUUGAAUGUAGGCCUACAAACGAUGGUGUUGUCAAAAAAAACAACAAUGAACCUGUUUACUUCACCACAAAGAGUUAUAUUGCUUAUAGAGAGAUGAUAUGUUUAUCUAUAAAAGCUAUUAUAUGUGUUAAUUUUGUACAGUAAAUUUCCUACACUAAAUAUAAAUAUAUAUUUUAAAGGCACGACACAUUCAGAGUACUAUUAUUGGAGAAUAAGAUUAUGUUACUCAAAGGUAAUCACAUAGUGGUAUUUUGAUAUUCUAUAUUAGCUCGGAUGCGUUAGCUAUACAAAGAUAUUUCAGCAAUUUCCAAAUCCUACGGGGAAAUCUCUACUUCGGCAUUAUGUAACGCGUUGCUCUCAUGUACGCUUAAAUGACUGACCUUUGCCAUUUUAAAUCGCUAUCGGUAUUCUUAAAACCCACCACACACAUACCUUUGGUCAUCACAUCAUCAACCUUUAGUGUUUGAAGCAAAACCGCUGUCUUGCUACCUGCGCACAUGUCGUAGCAGUGUGCCCUGUGAGAGCAGGUCUUGUGUUGGCUUUUGUUUGCAGGGAUAAAGUUACUAUGAAGGAGGGGACCUUCUGUAGCUGGGGCCUCUCUCUGGGUUCCAUUGUUCCCACGGCUGGUUGUAGCACGUCCCCUGUUCCUGAGUGAUGGACAGCUAGAAGUGUCCUGCAGCACUCACCUUGUGAAAGCUUUUGUGUCGUGUUAUCUCUCUGUAGUUUAGGGUUGAUGUGCGCUGUAUGCCCUCUGUUAAGCCCCCAUGCCGUAGGGUUUGGUUUUCGCGACUGGAACGACGUUUGUACUAUUGCUCCCCCCCAGAGCACCUCACGCUUUAUGUAUGAGAGAAGAAACCCAACAUAGGACUAAAAGCCAAUAUACUGAUUCACGCGUCACCCCAAAUUACCUCACUGUAGAGUGAUGUCACUACCUCACCCGCGGUCGAUGUAGAAAACCCUGAUUAUUCUGAGUCUAUUUCAGUGCCUUGAACACACGACUGCUGUUUGUCAGCAGAGAAAUGUUUUGAGGUCCCACCACAGUUUCACCUCUGCGCUGAACGGCCCCUGAAAGGCAUCUGCAGGGCCCCUGGUUGAGCACGCUGCGAUGGACCUCCCUAACCCUUGUAUUUAUGGCAACACCAACGCUUUGCAGUGUACAAAACGAUGGAGCAUAAAGAGGGAUUCUGUUACGGGUGUCGACAAAUUGAUACAUUACUUUGUGCUGCCCUCUGUCAUUUGUAGUGUCUCAAUAAACUCUUUACCAAUGA
Molecule: messenger RNA, 3901 nt
Organism: Gadus macrocephalus (Pacific cod)
Lineage: Eukaryota; Metazoa; Chordata; Actinopteri; Gadiformes; Gadidae
Product: hepatic leukemia factor-like
Exons: 4
Coding region: 298-1179 (293 amino acids)
Biological process (GO): regulation of transcription by RNA polymerase II
Cellular component (GO): nucleus
Molecular function (GO): RNA polymerase II cis-regulatory region sequence-specific DNA binding; DNA-binding transcription factor activity, RNA polymerase II-specific
Source: RefSeq, a predicted model, not a curated record